AUGGUUUUAUAUGAAGAAUCUCUCAGAUCGGGAUACUUGCGACUUGCCACUAUCUAUUUAUCGACUCCCGAUCAAGAUGGGGAAUCUCUAACGCCUAGUGUAACGCUCAAAACCUAUGAGUUUGCAGAUGCCGCAAAACUCAAAUACUCGGCGUUAUCUUACACGUGGGGCAAGCCUCGACAAAACAUACCAGACUAUACAGCAGAAGAUCGUCGCUUCAUCACACUAAACGGCUAUGCCCAAGAGGCCUCGCCAAAUUUGUUUGAUGCCCUUCACCAGCUGUACAAAUUUAGUCCAAAUACACCGGUGUGGAUAGAUGCGCUAUGCAUCAAUCAGGCCGACACAAAGGAACGUGAAAGUCAAGUCGCCUCGAUGGGCAAGAUAUACGGCGAGGCGGAUCGAGUACUAAUAUGGUUGGGAGCCCCGACACCGCACUUAAUGGCGGGCCUUGAAACAGCAGAACGUCUGGCGGAAGUCUCACUGCGCGAGAUAAAACGAAUCAUCAAAACCGAGCAGCAGGAAUUCUGUUACAAUAUGAACGACAUGCCACACCUCUUUGGCGUAGCACCUCUGACAAUGGAGGAGAUAGACGGCAUUCUCGCUAUUUUUAGGUGUAGCUGGUUCAACCGGGUCUGGAUCAUCCAGGAAGUUUCCUUAGCCAAAGAACCUAAGGUCUUCUGCGAUGGAAUUUCCGUUUCUUUCGAUAGCAUUGGCUACCUUGCGGGGUUUAUCCAUCUGAGCGGUUUGCAAGGCGCUAUAUCCUCAAAAUGCUCUGCACAUGGGCGAAGCCUUCGAGGGUUAUCUGACUAUUUCCUCCAUCGAGCGCUCAAAAUUCAGAUGGUUCGAGAAUGGUGUAAAGGCCCCCAGAGUAUUUUGGCCGACGAGCUCAGCUUAAUCAACUUCACGGCCGGAGCCCAGGAUGACUUCCCUUUAGGUAGCCUUAAGGGUAACUCACAAUCCAGAGGAUCGGUUUCCAUGAUACUUCUCAAACUUAUUUUGUGGUCGAGCGGAUUCCAAGCUACAGACCCUAGGGACUCGAUUUAUGGUCUUGGUGGAAUUCUUCAACAUAUGGCCCACGAACAGGGCCUUACCGUACCUGAGCGUCUGAAGCCUAACUAUGACAUAGCGGCUGCACAAGUACUUGAGAUCGUGACAGCUGAAAUUAUGGAAGCGACGGGGGAUCUGACCCUGCUUUCACUGGCAAAAGAUCCUGCUCAGCGUACGGCAGCGAACGUUCCCUCAUGGAGUCUUGAUUUCAGGUCUGCUGCAGGGAUGAAUCAUAUCUGCGCGUCCGGCUUCAAGAGUCUGACCCGGCCUAAUGCAUGUGGGUCUGGUUCUGGACUCUCACCAAGCCACACUGCAAAGAUAAGUGACGGAAUUCUGACUGUACAGGGUGUACUUCUCGGUACUGUCGUAAUGACGGCCGAGUCAUGGGAAGAAGCGACCACAACUGGCCUCCAUGAUUGGAUCAGGAUGUUGCUAAGAAUGGACCACAUUUAUCGAUAUACUGGUCAAUCGUCCAUGGAAGCAUUCUGGAGAACGUUGGUCUGGGACUGUGAUUUUAUACACCGCCCCGCUAGGCUGAUCGACAGCACACAAGUAGAACUUUUUGUGCGGAUGUGGAUGGGAGGUUCUCUUCAGUCUGUUGAACGCAAGCAUGGAAGGGCUGCCGCAGACAAAAGCCUAGAGGCCUAUUAUGUGCUGGAUGAGCUAGCUGCCUACAUACCAGACAGUGUUUUUCCAACCUUGGAACAAUUCAAAUCGCUUUGUCGUAAGAUGAGUCUACUCCCUGGUUCGCCAGAGGAAACUCUUACAUACGACCAAAGGGCGGAGUGGAUAGAGUCGGUAAGAGAUAAAGGGAAGAAUUAUUUCUCGCUUAUGGGAUCGACUCUUUUUUUUAGACGGCCUAUUCUUACGAACGAGGGCCAUCUGGGUUGUUCCUGCGAGUCGGCUCAAGUUGGGGACGAGGUGUGGAUAAUUUCGGGUUGCCCAACGCCAUUAGUGCUAAGGAAAAGCAAUGCUGGAGACGGCGGUUAUACUUUGAUUGGCGAGACUUAUGUCCAUGGUGUGAUGAACGGAGAGAUUGUGAAUAACGACACAGAUUGGACGAUCAUCAGCUUAGUAUGA
This is a messenger RNA of Fusarium sp. VM40, 2127 nucleotides long. Lineage: Eukaryota; Fungi; Ascomycota; Sordariomycetes; Hypocreales; Nectriaceae. The record is from the annotation of a GenBank genome assembly.